AUGGAAAGCAACCUAUCAAGAAGCUACAACACACAAGCUUGCGCUGCAUGUAAAUUUCAACGCAAAAAGUGUGGCACUAAUUGCAUUCUCGCACCUUAUUUUCCUCACGAUCGUCAAAACCAAUUUCUCAACGCGCACAGAUUAUUUGGCGUUGGUAGAAUCACCAAUAUGCUGAAGAUUCUUGAUCCUCAACACAGAGAUAUUGCUGCGAACACCAUUAUUUACCAAUCUGACAUGCGCGCCAAAGAUCCUGCUGGCGGUUGUUACAGACAAAUUCACCAGUUGCAGUCACAGAUUGAGUACACCGAAGCCGAACUUCACCUUAUUCUUCAACAUCUUGCUUUUCUCAAGGCUAGCUCUCGUGACAUCAUCAAUGGCGUCUCUCAACCUUAUCUUGAAUCAAUGCCACAAGAUCAUCAACAACACGUCAGUUAUAAUCCUUCACAUGAAGACAUCAACAUGGGGGUUUUACAGAACUCUAUUCCUUUGUCUCAUUCGUCUUUAGAAGAUAACCAAGAACCUGUUGUCGAUUUUAGGUACGAUGAUCAAAAGCCUGUUCUUGACUUCAUGAACAAAAUGAAUUCGGAUCUUGGAUCUCAUCAUUAG
Messenger RNA from Abrus precatorius (Indian licorice), 606 nucleotides. Its product is annotated as LOB domain-containing protein 22-like. The record is from RefSeq and is a predicted model, not a curated record. The transcript has a single exon. The coding region runs from base 1 to 606 and encodes 201 amino acids. NCBI's taxonomy places the organism in Eukaryota, Viridiplantae, Streptophyta, Magnoliopsida, Fabales, Fabaceae.